CAAAUGGGCAUUAUAAUUGAAACAUUUCACGGCAAAGUUCCAAAUACAAAAGCUGCUGCUAUUAUUUUCGAGGCUUGCCGUCGAGGAAUUCUCGAUAGAACAAAUCGUCGCCUUUUGGAUGAAGAAAGAAGAGCUUUGAAAGGUGGCGAAAUUUUUGUUUUUGCCGAGAAGUCUUCCGGUAUCAAGCGCUGGACGGAUGGAAAAUAUUGGUCUCCAAGUCGGGUAAUCGGUGACUUUUUAGUCUAUUUUGAACUCGACACUCGAAUGCACAAUAUUAAACGCGAACAAGACAUUAAUCCGAGCCUACGUUCAAGAAUCGAACGCGAAGGAUUAAAAGUCCAGAUCGGGAACAAAGGAACCUUUAUUUAUCGAAAGAAUGGGCUCAUCAAAAAAACUGUCUCGAUGAAUGGUGAGAAUGAUGUUGAGCAUAUGAUCAUUUAUGAAUACCCACCAUCGGAUAAUAGCACUGAAGAAGAACGCGAAAAGCUUUAUCCACCUCAAGCGUAUGUAGAAUUGGCUGAUAUUGAGCCAAGCGAAGAAAUCCUCAAGAGAUUUCAAAAACCAAAUCAUUCCAAUGAUAGAGAGAGAAUAGUUGAAGAUCACGGAUCUGAUGAUUAUGAUAAUGAGAAUGGCAGUGGCUCAUCCGAAAACGAUAAAUCCGAUGAGUGUCAGCAAUGGUCGAAUGUAUUAAAAUCCGAAAAUGAUGGCGAUUACAAUAAAGAAUCGAAUUGGGUUGUAUCUCGAGAGUCUUCAAAAGUAUUGGCUUACUCACCACAUUCGCCUAUUCAUUAUAGCACACCAGGUAUCGUUCCAAAUUCACCUUAUCCACAUUCACAAUAUCAUUGUUCUUCUGUUCAUCAACACGCAUGUGGCGGCAGUCAAAUGUCCUUCCAUAAUUAUAACAAUCCUAAUAAUUUAUCAGCCAAAUCGCCAUCGUUACACAUCAUUAAUCCUAUAUUUUUGAGCCGCCCCGAAAACAAUCCCACGAUCAGCAACACUGUCGUUAGCAACAAAUUUGGUGAGCAAAUUCCUCGGAAUCACGGCAACUUAUUGCCUGCCAUUUCCGGUCGUCAUCAUCCUUAUCAUAACCAUAAUUUAACUCCAAUCACAAACACAACAAAUUUUCAUCAAAUUGAAAAUGCGCCGAUUGAACCAUCUUUAACAUACCCGAGAUAUCCAAGUGAUGAUGUCAGAGAUAAUUUAAGAUUGAUGUCUCCCGUCGCUACAGCUACAAGCAGUAAUAAUCUCUUCUCAAAUUCAUCGUCGCUGAGAAAUUGGCCGACGACAAAUAAUUCUGACUCGCGUAAUUUUUUCCAAAACAAUCAUAACAGUACUGCUAAUGGGAUAGAAAAUGGCGAUGGCGCUGCAGUUACACUAGCAAAUCCUUCUCGAUCAGCAGAUUCGCCCGAGGGUUCAGAAAAAUCAGAAGAAAACGUUUAUUCAAGUGCAACAAUUACCGCGAAUGAAUCUAGUUCUUCGCAAUCAGACGAUUCACCCAAGAAUGAUGCUUUUGUUGCUAUUAAAUCCACCAAAAAACGAGGCGUUAUAGCCAACUCUCCUCGAUUAGAAAAUUUACUCGAGGAUUCAACGGAUGAAGACAUUAAUAAAACUGCUACAACUAGGUUUAAUCAGAGUCCAUCUGUCGUCAUCAGCACAUCACGAGUGAAUCAUCUCAAAGAUUCAAAAAAAUCAAAGGGAAACAGAAACACUGGCGCCGCAAAUUACCCCACUCAAAGAGCCGUUGUAAGACCUAGAACUAGUUCUCGUUCGGAAAUUGUCCGUUCGACUUCUUCUACAACUGCCGCAAAUAAUUAUGGUUUCGUUCCAAGAAGACCAUUUGUUGUGGCUAUUGGUGGUAAUAGUCCGGCUCGAUCCAGCCUCGGUCCGGUUUUGGUUCGGUCCAACAGUAGCGCGGAUUCUGGAUCGUGA
Ambispora gerdemannii is the source of this 1929-nucleotide messenger RNA. The record is from the annotation of a GenBank genome assembly. NCBI's taxonomy places the organism in Eukaryota, Fungi, Glomeromycota, Glomeromycetes, Archaeosporales, Ambisporaceae.